UGUGAGCAGUGUAAUGUACAGCGCUUUAAGAACGACUGCGGCUCUCUGUCUGCCUCUCUCUCUCUGUCAUACACGAGCCUUUUAGUGGUUAGUUAGAAACCCGGUCACCUUUUAAACUUGCUCUACCUUCCAGCAUGUCUGUUUUGUGUUAUAAUAAGGGAUGCGGGCAGCGAUUUGAUCCAGAAAAUAACGCGGACGAUGGCUGCACCUAUCAUCCAGGGGUCCCAGUGUUCCACGAUGCCCUGAAGGGAUGGUCCUGCUGCAAGAGAAGAACUACUGACUUCUCAGACUUCCUCAGCAUUGUUGGUUGUACAAAAGGUCCCCACAACAAAGAGAAGCCCCCUGAGCCAGUGAAGCCAGACGUGACAUCAUCGGGAGAAAAGAAAGACUUAGAUGACCAAAAACCAAAGUUUAACGAGUACAUCAUCUCUGCACCAAAACCUCAGGAGGCGAUACGCAGACCGAGUGCUGAUGAGCCGAUGGUGAGAUUGCAACAUAAAGUCUCUACCUCCCUGAAGCAGGCUCUGGAGAAACUGAAACUAUCUGAAAAUGCUGCAGAGAAGAAAGAGGAAGAUAGUGACGAGAUCAAAAUCGGAACAUCUUGUAAAAACGGAGGCUGUACAAAAAGUUUCGAUGGACCUGCAAGUGAUUCUGAUGUGUGCUUAUACCACUCUGGAUUUCCCAUCUUCCAUGAAGGGAUGAAAUACUGGAGCUGCUGUAAGAGGAAAACCUCAGAUUUUAACACCUUCCUCUCUCAAGAGGGCUGUACCAAGGGAACACAUUUAUGGAGGAAAAAAGAUGCGGGUAAGAAGGUUGUACCGUGCCGGUUUGACUGGCACCAGACCGGGGCGCAGGUCAUCAUUUCUAUCUACGCCAAAAAUGCCGUCCCAGAGCUAAGCUACGUGGAUGCAAACAGCACCACGCUCAACAUUCACAUCAUAUUUGAGGGAGAGAAGGAGUUUGAGCAGAAAAUCAGCUUGUGGGGAGUGAUCGAUGUCAGCAAAAGUGUAGUGAACAUGAUGGCAGCCAAGAUUGAGGUGGCCAUGAAGAAGUCUGAGCCGAUGUCCUGGGCUCGUCUGGACCUUCCUCCACCCGUCCCCCCGCCCAAGGAGAGCGAGAAGAAAAAAGAAGACACCGAUAGUGAGGAAGAAGAUGAAUGAUAAGGAUUUCAUAUAAAGACACACUGUGUAUUUUUAGCUGAAUCAAAGGCCACCAGCCACACAGUCCAUUCUUUACCUCUUUUAAAGAAUUGCCUCUUUUGCUGUUAUGGAACUUUGGCCUUUACUCCUCGACAUUGCAGUGUUUGCCCUAUCAUUCUUAGUGAUCAGAGUACUUAAUUUUGCCCAUUCUUCUCACUUUUUGGAUCUUGAUUCGUCAUCUUGCUUGUUGGAAAUGCUAGAGAAUCUUCGUGUUCUUUCCAACGUUUCUUCAGUGAUAAAAGGAGGGACACAGAUUUUUUUUAGUAGACUUUCCAGUCAAAUCAGAUGACAACUCAACUGUUUUAUUGCACUGAAUUCCCCUGGAAAAUAAUAAGAAUCAGGUGUAACUACGCUUUAUCUCACACCUGUGUACACUGCUCACGUCAAGUCAUCGUAAUGGAUCACUGUUGUCACCAUCAUUCAUCAUUUUUUAGCAAUAUUUGGUUAACAUGAUUUCAUCUGUACAUUUCCAUGUGUCAUACUUGACCCAUUUGAAAUGGUCGGUUUUCUUUCAUUCCAUCCUUUGGUCUCAUAAAUUGUGUAAAUUGUUGCAUUGUUGUGUCCAACAGUAUCACAUCAGAUUAAAUACUGUCUUUAUAGAUAUAUUUCCAUGUAUGUGAUGAAGAAGCUACUCUGUGGAGUUUGAAUCGGAAAUUCACAUCAAUAAAUUAUCCUUACUCGUGUAAUAUUGAAUUUAUUUUGAAUAAAUGAGAAAUAAAAUAUUUCGCAGAUGUGCUCCAACUAUCCCAACUUUCUCACAGUUAAACUUGUAGAUUUGCUCUAAUAGUUUUUUUUUUACACCAUUAUACUUCAUGUAUAUUUUGUACACAUUUUGCUUUCAAAUACUGUAUUUAUCUCCUUAUUUCUUGUCAAAUCAACAUAGUGCGGUUUUAAUGAGAAUGUACUGUAAUAUCUGAGAAUGCCAACUGAAUACAAAGUAUUUUGAGCAAAGUACUGUAUUAUAAUAAUGUUAUGCUAGACAGCAUGUGUCAAGGCUUAGAAUGUAUAAAAUAUAUUUGGCUGAAUGAGACAUGGCGAAAGAGUACAACUAUUAGGGAGGCGAUUUAUCUUACCAAAAAAUAAACUUUUGUGUUGAAAUUUUAAA
Molecule: messenger RNA, 2304 nt
Organism: Amphiprion ocellaris (clown anemonefish)
Lineage: Eukaryota; Metazoa; Chordata; Actinopteri; Pomacentridae
Gene: chordc1b
Product: cysteine and histidine-rich domain (CHORD) containing 1b
Exons: 11
Coding region: 135-1160 (341 amino acids)
Source: RefSeq, a predicted model, not a curated record